Drosophila santomea is the source of this 1200-nucleotide messenger RNA. RefSeq lists its product as uncharacterized. The record is from RefSeq and is a predicted model, not a curated record. Lineage: Eukaryota; Metazoa; Arthropoda; Insecta; Diptera; Drosophilidae. The transcript is spliced from 3 exons. Bases 1 to 1200 code for a protein of 399 amino acids.
AUGAAUAACUCCCGUAUUUUAAAAACAACAAACGUUGUGCUUCUAGUUAUGGGUUAUCAAAGGCAUUGGUUUGAAAAAAAGUCGCAUAGAUUCCGAUUUUUCCUUCCCAGUGUAGUUUACAUCUUUGGCCUCGGAGUGGUUUAUGCCGCGUGCUUCUCCCAACAUUUCGAUACGUCGUCAUCUACACUAAAUGUUUUGCAAGAUAUAUCACCUUUUUUAUUUGGAUUAAUCAGGAUGCAGCUUAUUUUGGGAGCAAAAGCAUUUCUUUAUGUGAUCUAUUCUUCGGUGAAAUCUGUGAGUGCUGUUAACUCCCUGUUGAAAGCUCUACCAAUUAGAAAUUCCGAAUUUAAAAAAGAUGAGGGCCUGGCCUACGUUUUGAUGUGUUCAACCUUUUGGAUACUCUGCUGUUUCGUGAUCUACAUAGCAUAUGAAAUGAAAUUUGAGCCACCUCCCGUGCAAGAUGCUAUGCUUGGAAUGGCUCUAUUCUUUCCUCAUCUUAUUUUAGCUGGGUCACUGAGAUUGUACAUAGUAUUCUCUUGGUUGAGUCGAGGACAGCUUAAAGAGCUUAAGAAAAAUGUAGAAGAGGAGUUUAGUGCCAAUUUGACGAAGGACACUGCGAAUAUUGCUUCCACUUCUGUUACUGUUUCCACGAAAAGCUUGGAAAAUUUAAAGACAAAACUCGAGAUUCUGGGAGCCAGUUUUUUAAUUUUUGUCCAGACUUUAAAAUAUUCUAUGAUGUUUCUUUUUGCCUUGUACGCAAACUGCCUUUUGGGAGGAAUCUAUUCCUUUACAUACUACUGGAAUACUUGGUCCGUUUUGUUCGACGGCCGCCAGCGAAGAAUCUUCUAUGCGGCAAAUGCCUCCAUAUACGCCUGUAUUGUCAGUGAUUACAUCUGCCUGAUGGUUGUUUUGAUUAUGAUGGAGAACGAGCGGCGAAACUUUAUUGAGGCUAUAGGUUUCUUGCUGGCACAGAGGAAAUUGUUAUCAAAAAAAUUCAGACCUAUCGCAAAAGAUUUCAAAGGUGUUUUAGAAACCAAAUUUUGUUGUAAAUUUGUUGGGCCUUUUCAGUUAAAAAUCAGUUACGUCAGUUUGAUGAUAUGCGUUCAGAUGAUAAUAAUAACAUUGAUUGUGGCUAUUCGUCAUCUGAAAGACGAAAUUUUGUUGCUAAAAGAAGAGUUUAGCAGCACAGAGGAUAAAUAA